AUGGCUGAUCGUACUAAGAAUAGGGGUGAUGGUGAAAAUAGUGGAAAUGGAAAUAGGGGCAAUAGGGACAAUAAUGGUCAUGAGGAAAAUAACGGACCUAGGAAUAAUGGUGAAGAUCAGAGGAGUCUUAGAGAAAUAAACAACUCUACUGUGAAUUUUGAUCCUCAUGGAGAUGACCCCUACGGACACAUUGAGACCAUGAUGAUGGUGUGUUCCACCAUGAAGCCCCAAGGUGCUGAUGUCGAGGAAGUUUUGAGGAGAACCUUUCAUUUCACCAUGGAAGGAAAAGCUAAAGAAUGGUUAAGAACACUUCCUCAGCACUACACUACACUUACGUGGGAGCAACUCAAGACAGCAUUUCUUGAAAAGUUCUUUCCUGCAUCCCGAUCUUCUAAGCUUAAGAAAGCUAUUUUUGGUGCACAACAAGAUGAAGGAGAAUCGUUUUAUGAAUAUUGGACUAGGUUUCUCACCAUGAUGGCUCGUUGCCCUAAUCAUCAGAUUUCCAAAUCUAAUUUGGUUCAGUAUUUCUAUGAGGGUCUUUUGCCACUUCAUCAGAGAACUAUUAAUGCUGCUGCUAAUGGUUCGAUACUCGAUCUCACUCCACAAGGUGCCUGGGACUUAUUUGAGAAAACUGCUACAAAUGAUCAACAGUAUGGCACUAGAGACAAGCAUGUUUGCCCAUCCAGAAUUGAGGAAGUUUCUGCAAUGUAUCAAGGUCGCACUAACAAUCAGAAAUGGGACCCAUAUUCCAACACAUACAAUGAGGGGUGGAGAGACAACCCUAGAUUUAGUUGGAGGAAUAAUGAGGCUAGAGGACAGAAUCAUUUUUCACAAGGCAAUGUUGGAUCUGGUAUUCCUUCUAACCAGUUUCAAGACACCUCAAGAAUGGUUAUUCCACUCCAGGAUAAUUCACUCUCUCAACCAAAGAGUGAUGAGACCAGCCAACUUCUGAAGAGUAUGUCUGCUCAGCUUAAUAAUAUGGAUAACCGAUUAAGGGAAGAUAAGGCCCUGAAUGACAGCCAAUUCUCCUCUAUUGCUUCGAUUCUCCAAAAGAUGCAGGGUGAUAAGGUGAAUGAUAGUGCUCAAUUGACAAACCUUUGUAAAAGGUUUGAGGCAUUGGAAAUGAAGAAUAACACUUUGACAUCUCACCUGACUCAAGUUUCCAAUACUGUGAGCGAUUUGCAAGCCAAGAAUGGGGGUGGACUACCCUCAAAUACUGUGAUCAAUCCCAAAUCCCUUAAUGCCAUCAAUCUGAGAAGUGGGAGGGUGGUCAAAUUCUCUAAUGAGGAUGACGAAGAAGUUGAUGAGGAAAUUGAAUGUGAUAGCCUCCGUUAA
Molecule: messenger RNA, 1335 nt
Organism: Neltuma alba
Lineage: Eukaryota; Viridiplantae; Streptophyta; Magnoliopsida; Fabales; Fabaceae
Exons: 3
Coding region: 1-1335 (444 amino acids)
Source: RefSeq, a predicted model, not a curated record